AUGGCCCUCAUCUGCGGGCCAUGCGGAACAAACACAAGGCCCCCAGCCCCGGGCCAUGUGGAACAAACACACGGCCCCCAGCCCCAGGCCAUGCGGAACAAACACACAGCCCCCAGCCCCGGGCCAUGCGGAACAAACACAUGGCCCUCAUCCCCGGGCCAUGCGAAACAAACACAUGGCCCUCAUCCUCGGGCCAUGCGAAACAAACACAGCCCUCAUCCCCGGGCCAUGCAAAACAAACAUAUGGCCCUCAUCCGCGGGCCAUGCGGAACAAACACAAGGCCCCCAGCCCCGGGCCAUGUGGAACAAACACAAGGCCCCCAGCACCGGGCCAUGUGGAACAAACACACAGCCCCCAGCCCCGGGCCAUGCGGAACAAACACACAGCCCCCAGCCCCGGUUCAUGCGGAACAAACACACUGCCCCCAGCUCCAGGCCAUGCAGAACAAACACACAGCCCCCCAUCCCCAGGCCAUGCAGAACAAACACACAGAGCCCAGCCCCGGGUCAUGCGGAACAAACACACAGCCCCCAGCGCCAGGUCAUGCGGAACAAGCAGAUGGCUCCCAGCCUCGGGCCAUGCGGAACAAACACACAGCCCCCAGGCCAUCCGGAACAAACAAACCACCCCCAGCCCUAGGCCAUGCGGAACAAACACAUGGCUCCCAGCCCUGGGCCAUGCAGAACAAACACAAGGCUCCCAACCCCGGGCCAUGGGGAACAAACACACAGCCCCCAUCCGCGGGCCAUGCGGAACAAACACACAGCCCCCAGGCCAUGCGGAAUAAACAAACAGCCCCCAUCCCCAAGUCAUGCGGAACAAACACACCACCCACCAGCCCCGGGCCAUGCAGAAAAAACACACGGCCCCCAGCGCCAGGCCAUGCGGAACAAACACAAGGCCCCCAGCCCUGGGUCAUGCGGAACAAACACACAGCCCCCAGCCCCGGGCCAUGGGGAUCAAACACAAGGCCCCCAGCCCCGGGCCAUGCGGGACAAGCACACAGCCCCCAGCCCCGGGUCAUGGGGAACAAACACACCGCCCCCCGUGCCAGGCUAUGCGGAACAAACACACAGCCCCCAGCUCCGGGCCUUGCGGAACAAAUGGACGGCCCCCAUCCCAGGUGGAACAAACAUAACCAUGAAGCACAGCACCUUUCCUGA
Liolophura sinensis is the source of this 1164-nucleotide messenger RNA. RefSeq names its product splicing factor 3A subunit 2-like. NCBI's taxonomy places the organism in Eukaryota, Metazoa, Mollusca, Polyplacophora, Chitonida, Chitonidae. The transcript has a single exon. The record is from RefSeq and is a predicted model, not a curated record. The coding region runs from base 1 to 1164 and encodes 387 amino acids.